AUGCAACGUGUCAAGUACUUCAUAUGUUUUCAAGGCGUCAUGAGGCGCACACUGUCCAGUGCUGCGUUUUUGUUUCGUUCCUAUGGGUUGAUUAACCAAAUCUUCAAACUUCAUCGCCGAGAUUUGUGCACAUCCCGUCGACCAGAACUGGACUUCGAUUUUCUUCUGGAUGAUUCCAAUUUGGAGGCAAUUCGAAGAAAUAUUGCAGAGAGGAAAGGCGUGGGCGACAUUGACACUGUACGUGCGAAGUGGACUGAGCUGAACAAGGUGAUGGAUGCAAAAGAAAAACCUGAUAUUAAUGAAGAACGUCUCAAAAGGAUGUGGGAUAAUUUUUACCAUGAAGCUUUGCGUAUACCCAACAUGUCACAUCCGGAUGUGCCAAGAGGUGAUGAGAAAAAUGCGAAGGUACUGUGUACGUGGGGUACAAAACGUGAGGGUCCAUGCGUUACGGCUGAGGAACUAGUUCAUUCAUGGCGAACGUUAUUUUAUCCCACGGAUGCAUCAGGGGAAAGAAGUUAUGCUUUUGUAGGUGCUCUUGCAAACCUCGAACGAGCACUGCUUGAAUAUGUCUUUGACCGCGUAUGUGUGCUGGACUUUAAACCGAUUUCUGUGCCUGAUCUUGUUUCUAAAGAGGUUACUGAAGCGUGCGGCUUAUUUCAAAGUUCACCGAAAAGUAUUCAGUAUUCACUAGAAGAUGAACCAAAUGUGGUGCUUUCGGGUACUGGAGAGAUGGGCGUUGCAUCUUGUUUGCAGAAUCAAAUUGUUGAUGAAGAACGACUGCCUUUACGAUUUGUAACUAUGAGCAGGUGUUAUCGUCCUGAAAUAAGCAAUUCUGCCCAUGAAGCGAAGCUCUACCGCGUACACGAAUUCAACAAGGUUGAAAUGUUUGUGAUUUGUACACCGGAUCAAAGUGAUGGCGAACUAAAUUACCUUGUUGAAAUUCAGAAGGGGACAUUCGAAUCACCGCGAACUUUUGAUGACGUUGAAUGCAUGACACAAUUAGAUAUGCCAAGUGAGGAGUUGGGAGCUCCAGCUGCUAGAAAAGUGGAUAUAGAGGUGUGGAUGCCUGGACGAGAGAUUUUUGGUGAAGUUUCGUCCGCUAGCAAUUGUACUGAUUACCAAGCAAGGAGAUUGAACAUUCGUUACAAGACAAAGUCGGACACAAAAGAAUUUGUCCACACCUGCAACGGUACUGCUAUCGCCUCAACUAGAACAUUAAUUGGUUUGCUAGAAUCGUUUCAAACGGUAUGUUUUCAAAUAUUUAAAGUUCGAUUAUUCUUUGCGUUUAUAUCACACACGUAUUAA
This is a messenger RNA of Angiostrongylus costaricensis, 1305 nucleotides long. NCBI's taxonomy places the organism in Eukaryota, Metazoa, Nematoda, Chromadorea, Rhabditida, Metastrongylidae. The record is from the annotation of a GenBank genome assembly.